AUGGAAAUCGUCGGCUAUACAUACUGCUAUAUCUCCAACCAUAAAGAUCGAUACAAUAAGAUCUACUUCAUCGUUCAAUACUUCUUCAUCGUCACGGCUCCGGUCCUGAUCUCCGCUAGCAUCUAUGUGUGCUUGACGAAAUUGAUUCGAUGGUCUGUCCACGAUACGGCUGGAGCAUUUCAGAUCAGUGGAUUACAGCCGAGGCCUAUACUCUGGCUCUUCAUCAGUGCUGAUGUUGUGACAACGAUAAUUCAAAUGACUGGCGCGGCCUUGAUCGGGAACAAGACCUCUAAACACGAAGAUCCGACGACUGCGAACAACAUCCUGCUUGCAGGCCUUGCAGUCCAGACUUUCUGUUUUGUCAUCUUUCUCCUGCUAUUCGCCCUUUUCACCCAUGGCGUCAUCAACAGCAAGCUUGAAGUUUAUAGGAAACGACCAUUCAUCAUUGCCCUGGCUGUGGCCAGCGCUCUGGUAUGUUUGCGAACAAUCUUCAGGCUCGUAGAGACCAGUCAAGGCGUCUUUUCAUACUUGAGCACUCACGAGGUCUUUUUUGGGAGCUUAGAAUUCAUGCCGAUUGUGUUGGCCAUCGCAUUUCUGGCUAUCUGGCACCCGGCAAGAUGGGUCAGAGACGAGCAAUAG
Bacidia gigantensis is the source of this 639-nucleotide messenger RNA. RefSeq lists its product as uncharacterized. NCBI's taxonomy places the organism in Eukaryota, Fungi, Ascomycota, Lecanoromycetes, Lecanorales, Ramalinaceae. The record is from RefSeq and is a predicted model, not a curated record. The coding region runs from base 1 to 639 and encodes 212 amino acids. Gene Ontology annotation, cellular component: membrane. The transcript has a single exon.